AUGCGCGGGCAACCAACGAACAGCAAGGCCUCGGCACGUGUGAUGAGCUGCAGGAAUGCGCGAGCAAGAAACGAAGACUUGUCGGCGGCACAUGUGCCAGAUUUGAUGGUAUUGGAUAUCGAGGAGAGAUCGUGGAUGUUGCGCGUGGCGGCAGGCUACAACCAGAUCUCUGCAGCGAGAGUACUCCUCACUGCCGGAGCAUCAGUUGAUCUUGUGACAUACCAUUCGUGCAAGGGCGCUCGCAAUGCGCUGCAUGAGGCUUGCCUUUGGAGAGCAGGCGUGGACAUGGUGAGAAUGUUGCUGGGACAUCGGGCUGACGUGAACAUCAAGGUUCAGUACAAGGGACACAACAGAACAGCUCGCCAGAUUGCCGAGGCCAAAUGCUUCACCGAGCUUGCAAAGUGUUUUGAAGAUGCUUUGGGCGAUGCUUCAGCAAGCAAUGCAGUCGCAAUCCGUCCCUCAUCGAGGCCAUCUUUACCGCCGGCCCGUUCAGCUAGCCCGGUCUCGGUUCGUGCCCCGAUGAGCUACAGGAAUGCGCGGGCAAGAAACGAAGACUUGUCGGCGGCACAUGUGCCAGAUUUGAUGGUAUUGGAUAUCGAGGAGAGAUCGUGGAUGUUGCGGGUGGCGGCAGGCUACAACCAGAUCUCUGCAGUGAGAGUACUCCUCACUGCCGGAGCAUCAGUUGAUCUUGUGACAUACCAUUCGUGCAAGGGCGCUCGCAAUGCGCUGCAUGAGGCUUGCCUUUGGAGAGCAGGCGUGGACAUGGUGAGAAUGUUGCUGGGACAUCGGGCUGACGUGAACAUUAAGGUUCAGUACAAGGGACACAACAGAACAGCUCGCCAGAUUGCCGAGGCCAAAUGCUUCACCGAGCUUGUAAAGUGUUUUGAAGAUGCUUUGGGCGAUGCUUCAGCAAGCAAUGCAGUCGCAAUCCGUGCCUCACCGCCUUGCCCCAGACCAGCUGGUAUAGCCCGAUGUGCAACUGCGGGUGCUCUGCUCUGCCGGGAAGAUGAAGCAGAAGACGGGCGCCCAGAUGCAGACGAGCAUGAAGAGUCUCCAUGUCAUUCAGCUUCACGUUGGCACUGGUGGGAUCCCUGCGACGACGGUUGGCAUGACAACGGUUGGCAUCGUCAUCAGACCUGGAGACCAGAGGACGCGCGGGAGAACCCGUCUUGGGCUGGAGGCUGGGCGUCAAGUACUCGGGUGACUUCAGCAAGCAAUGCAGUCGCAAUCCGUGCCUCACCGCCUUGCCCCAGACCAGCUGGUAUAGCCCGAUGUGCAACUGAGGGUGCUCUGCUCUGCCGGGAAGAUGAAGCAGAAGACGGGCGCCCAGAUGCAGACGAGCAUGAAGAGUCUCCAUGUCAUUCAGCUUCACGUUGGCACUGGUGGGAUCCCUGCGACGACGGUUGGCAUGACAACGGUUGGCAUCGUCAUCAGACCUGGAGACCAGAGGACGCGCGGGAGAACCCGUCUUGGGCUGGAGGCUGGGCGUCAAGUACUUGGGUGAGGACCCCUGACGAUGAAGACGCAUGGAAGUUCGAUGAGCAUCCUCGGUCAGGUGCGGACGAGCGGUAUCGUUCCCGAUCACCUCGUUGCGAGAGAGACAUCUUUAUGCAGGAAGGAGACACUUGCACGGUCAUCGAGACUGUUCCAAUCUCUAAAGUGGGCAAUCUUCAGACUUGGUGCAGCAGGCAUUUCAGAGACGGCAGGCCUUUGGAAUCCACCAUCCAUGAGUUGAAGGAGGGACUUGUUGACCCGCUCAGGCACCGGAACUUUAUCCUGAACGCUGUAAAAGCCACUGUCAAGCGUGAUGGUGUGCAGCAGGAACUUUACUGGACUGAAGACCACCGGGAAUUUUCCGAAAAGCUAUUGAUCGCAUUGGUCACGACACCGAUAUCCAUCUGGGCAGGCCUCGUCAUCGAUGAUGUCGGAGCGGGCCACGAGGGCAAGAUCCUGAUCGGCUCGGACCCCGCAUCCUCGGAAUUCUGGAAGGGCGACGAGCAAAAGUACGACAUGGACUUCAAGAGCACGAACCCGAAGCCGGAGAACAAGAAGAGCAGGGAGGAGAUGGUGGCCACGUACAAGCGUUUCUGCGACACCUACCCCAUUGCACUGCUGGAGGACCCGUUCGCCGAGGAGGACUUCGAGGGCCACUCGCAGCUCACUGCGCUAGUCGGCGACAAGGUCGAGAUUGUUGGUGAUGACCUCUAUUGCACCAAUGUCAAGCGCGUGCAGAUGGGCUUGGACAAGAAAGCUACCAACGCCAUGCUCCUGAAGGUGCUUUGGAUGCUCUUCAUGGGCACCCUGACUUUGACCGGAGGAGCGAAGGUGAAGUCGCUUGAUGCGGCCAUCAGCUCUGCGAUCAAAGAGGCGCUGGCUCCCACAGGCGAAGCUGCCAAUGGGCCACUUUCAAGCCCUGCGGGACAGCGACUUAGUGAAGAGGAGAUUCAGUACAUGCUCAGCCUGGCGCGUGAGGGGGGAGAUGGGCUGAGCCGCAUCGAGGUCCAUCGAAUCCGGAAGAAGGAUCCACAAACGGGGGAGGAGUAUGAUGGCGUCUUCUACAACGAGUCCUAUGACAAGGAGGGCACUAACAUCUGUCAUCAGCCUGGGGAGCGUGUCACGCCGACGGCAGCUGUGAUCGAGAAGGCGAAGCGUCUUCUCGAAAACGAUGCCGGGGUCUUGCUUGCGAAGGCUGUUGCAGCCUACAUUCGCAUUGCAGAGUACUUGGGAAAGGAACUUUACCACAUGGAGGCAGAGGUCGGAUCCGAAACCCCACCGGAGGAGCCGCGUGGCAUAAUGAUCACCAGGAUGACCAUGGAUUGGUUAGAGAAGUUGAAUGAGAUGCAGACAGAUGCAGAUCAGCUGCUGUGCCCGAACACGCCCGAAUUUCUUCUUGUCUGCAUCAAGCAAACCAAUUGCCUCUUGGAGACUGCUGCAGAAGCCGACCCCCAUGCAAUCACUCCCGGCAGAAUGGCUACCUACCUGGAGGUGGAGAAAGAGGUCACUGACCACUACGAAGAGUUUGCGAUUCAGGCCAAGAUUGGGUUGCCCCAUAUGCCAGGACUUUGUGAGCAGGAGACGGCAAGCAUCGCCGUUGUUCCCGACACAGGCUCCUUGCUGCAAUCGGAGAGCACUGCGGCGGCAGCGAGCAGCGAACGGCAGAGCCGCGCAGUGGCCGCCGUGUUCCAUACACACCGGGCAGCAGCCCGGACGGUGCGUGCCCUCUCAGAGCAUUCGAAGCUGCAUUUGCUGGAGGAAUCUUUCUUCACUCACACCUGGAAGAAGGCGUGCGAGCUCAUCGGGUGCUGGACAACCUCUUUUGUCGAUAUCAUGGAUGCGUCCGCCGGACACAUUGCCGAACUUGUGGAUGUGAAUGCUUCCUGGCAUGCUGUGAAGACCCACCACGUAGGCUUCAUGCAAUUCAGGACGUCUGUAUGGCAGGCCAUGAAUGCAAGCUCUGAUUUCCAUACAAAUUUCAGAAAGUUCAUCUACGGAACAGGCCGGCAAAAGGGGGCGAGGCGUGUGGAUCACGUUUACAAGGAGGCCAGCGACGUGCUUUCCACCGCCCUUGUCUUGGAGAGCAGAGAGAACGCCGACUCCCAGUACGAUUCCGAGGAGGACAGCAAGGCCGAGUCCGCAAGGAGAAGGAGCUCUCCUCGGAGACGGGGGAGGAGAAGGGAGUUUUUCAAAGUCUCAGGCAUGGGCGCGGAAAUCUACGGCGAGGGAUGGUGGUGCCUGAGCUGGCGGGCCAAUGAAUUUAGCAGCUUCCAGAGGAAGUUCCCUCACGAGUCUACGAAAUGGGGUGCAGCCGUGGGCUACAGCAUGGCUGUGGGCGAUCCGCAGGAGUUUGAGGUCUGGGUCCAGGCUAUGAAGGGGAACCACCCGGCCGUGUUUGAGCUCGCAGUCGGCUUGACGAUCGGCUUCAUUCCCAGCCUACCCACCGGGCAGGGUGUGCGGGCUGGCGUGACCGUUGGCGGGACCUUGACCCUGGCGACCGAUGGCCCAAAGGUCGGCAUCAAGCUUGGGCUUGGCGUGAGUGCAGUGGAUGGCAUUGCAAAGUCGACAGACUGUAGCCCCAAAAGAGGUGAUAUUGGUGGCUUCAAGUGCAUGAAAGGUGUGUCGGCUUCGUUCACCAUCUUCUGCAAGAGUUUCGACUUCUCCAGCGGUGACAGCGAUGCCCAGCAAGAAGACCCAUGCUCCACAGACGGCAAGUACUACAAAGAGAUACAGAGGCGCCGGGUUCCCUGGGGCAACAAGUACGUCCGCCGGCGGGAGACCAACAUGCCGGGCCAAGUUCGAACGAGUGAGAAAAACUCAGUUGCCUGUCGUGACCGCUGCAACCGGGUCUCGGGUUGCGUGCACUACACCUUUUACCAGGACGGUGGUUGCCAUCUCCAAAGCAGCGACAGUGAGCUUCAUGGGGGAUGGUAUGUCAGGUCUGGCCCAGGCCGGCCAGAAGACUGCUGUGCUGUACCGAAGGUCUGGUGGGCAAUUGACCACAACAGACGCCGUCGGCGGCGUUGGCGUACCGACAAGGGCCAGCCGCACUGGUACACGCUUGAUGGCCGAAGGCGAGGUAAGUCACAUGGACAAACCUUGCAGCAGUGCCAGCAGCGCUGCGCGUCAGUGAGUUGGUGUCAGCACUUCACCUUUUGGAGAGAUGGAGGUUGCCACAUCACCGAUUCCAAUGCCAAGCGCUACAUCAAUCACGGCCAAAGCCCGCAGGCGUCAGGGCCACCCCGUUGCAGAUGA
This is a messenger RNA of Symbiodinium sp. CCMP2592, 4749 nucleotides long. NCBI's taxonomy places the organism in Eukaryota, Dinophyceae, Suessiales, Symbiodiniaceae. The record is from the annotation of a GenBank genome assembly.